GGGGGACGUCAGCGCUGCCAGCGUGGAAACCCGCCGCCGGCCGCAGGAGGCGGAAGUAGUGCCGGCUACCUCGGGACCACCGCCGGACUCCGUCGGCCGCCUCAGCCAUGGACGCGUCCCUGGAGAAGAUAGCAGACCCUACAUUAGCUGAAAUGGGAAAAAAUUUGAAGGAGGCGAUGAGGAUGCUGGAAAACAGUCACAGAAGGGCAGAGGAAGAAAAUGGAAAGAAACGCGUAUUGGAGGAUAUUCCAGGACCACUCCAGGGCAGCGGACAAGAUAUGGUGAGCAUCCUCCAGUUAGUUCAGAAUCUCAUGCAUGGAGAAGAUGACGAGGAGCCCCAGAGCACCCGAAUCCAUAAUAUUGGAGAACAAGGUCACAUGGCUUUGUUGGGUCAUAGUCUGGGAGCUUAUAUUUCAACUCUGGACAAAGAUAAGCUGAGAAAACUUACAACGAGGAUACUUUCUGAUACUACACUAUGGCUGUGCAGGAUCUUCAGGUAUGAGAAUGGCUGUGCUUAUUUCCAUGAAGAAGAGAGAGAAGGACUUGCCAAGAUCUGCAGGCUUGCUAUUCAUUCUCGUUAUGAAGACUUUGUAGUCGACGGCUUCAACGUGCUACAUAACAAAAAACCCGUUAUAUAUCUUAGUGCUGCUGCUAGACCUGGCCUGGGCCAGUACCUUUGUAAUCAGCUUGGCUUGCCCUUCCCCAGCUUGUGUCGUGUGCCCUGUAACACUAUGUUUGGAUCCCAGCAUCAGAUGGAUGUUGCCUUUCUGGAGAAACUGAUUAAAGAUGAUCUAGAACGAGGAAGACUGCCCUUGUUGCUUGUUGCAAAUGCUGGAACUGCGGCAGUUGGACACACAGACAAGAUUGGACGCUUGAAAGAGCUCUGUGAGCAGUAUGGCAUAUGGCUUCAUGUGGAAGGUGUCAAUCUGGCAACAUUGGCUCUAGGUUAUGUCUCCUCAUCUGUGCUGGCUGCAACCAAAUGUGACAGCAUGACGCUGACCCCUGGCCCGUGGCUGGGUUUGCCAGCUGUUCCAGCAGUGACACUCUACAAACAUGAUGAUCCUGCCUUGACAUUAGUUGCUGGUCUUACAUCAAAUAAACCAGCAGACAAACUGCGUGCCCUGCCUCUGUGGUUGUCCUUACAGUACUUGGGACUUGAUGGGAUUGUGGAGAGGCUAAAGCAUGGCUGUCAGCUGAGUCAAAGAUUGCAAGAAAGUUUGAAGAAAGUGAACCACAUCAAAAUCUUGGUGGAAGAUGAGCUCAGCUCUCCAGUAGUGGUGUUCAAAUUUUUCCAGGAAUUAUCAGGCUCUGAUCCAGUGUUGAAAGCUGUCCCUGUGCCCAAUGUGGUACCUGCAGCAGUUGGUCGGGAGAGACAUUCUUGUGAUGCAUUGAACCGUUGGCUGGGAGAACAGUUGAAACAGCUGGUGCCUGCAAGUGGUCUCACUGUAAUGGAUCUGGAAGUCGAGGGGACGUGCAUACGCUUCAGUCCUCUGAUGACAGCAGCAGUGUUAGGAACUCGAGCAGAGGAUGUGGAUCAGCUUGUCACUUGCAUCCAAAGCAAACUGCCCGUCCUGACCUGCACACUACACCUGCGUGAAGAGUUCAAGCAGGAGGUGGAGGGGACGGCAGGCCUGCUGUAUGUCGAUGACCCCAACUGGCCUGGAAUAGGGGUUGUCAGGUAUGAACAUGCUAAUGAUGAUGACAGCAGUUUGAAAUCAGAUCCAGAAGGGGAAAAAAUCCAUGCUGGACUCCUGAAAAAGUUAAAUGAACUGGAAUCUGACCUUACAUUUAAAAUGGGUCCCGAGUACAAAAGCAUGAAGAGCUGCAUCUACAUCGGCAUGGCAAGUGACGAUGUCGAUGUUUCUGAGCUAGUGGAGACCAUUAUAGUCACAGCCCGGGAAAUUGAGGAAAACUCAAGGCUUCUGGAGAACAUGACUGAAGUCGUUCGGAAGGGGAUUCAGGAAGCGCAAGUUCAGUUGCAGAAGGCCAAUGAGGAACGACUUCUGGAAGAGGGAGUACUGAGGCAGAUCCCUGUAGUAGGAUCCGUGCUGAAUUGGUUUUCUCCAGUCCAAGCUUCACAGAAGGGAAGAAGUUUUAACCUAACAGCAGGCUCACUGGAGUCCACGGAACACACAUAUGUCUACAAAGUACAAGGGACAGGAGUGACACCGCCUCCCACGCCCUCAGGCCCUCACAGCAAGCAGAGGCUUCCAGGCCAGAAGCCCUUUAAAAGAUCCCUGCGAGGCUCAGAUGCUGUGAGCGAGACCAGCUCAGUGAGCCACACUGAAGACCUGGAGAAGGUGCAGCAACUGCCCAGUGGGCCAGAGCACACCAGUAUAGAGGCCCCUGCCCCUCAGGACAGCCACCCCGAGGCCCCACAGAACAAGGCCCAGCACCCAGAAGAUGCCCAUCCACAGGUGGAAGAGCCGGUGAACUUGAGAUAAAGCUCAGUGAUGGCUGGAGACUGCCCACUGCUGUUUCAGGGAAGAUGGAGUCAUAGUGAAAAUGUGAACCUGAACCGUGCCACAGGAAUGACUUAAUUGUGCUGAACUAAGAUUUUUGCACCAGUCUGUACCUGAAAACCAGGUUUUCUAGGAGGCAAUCGAUUAGUAUACAUGUAAGUAGAACAAGCAACAGUUGUUGUCUCUGACCUGCCUAACUGUAAGCAUCCCAUUUCCCUGUUGCUAGAAACACUUUCUGUUCAGAGAACAUGGAUAUCAAGCACCUGCCACUAGAAACCCUUGCGUCAUCUUUCUGAAGUGAGCCUCAGUGGACAGAUUGCACAUAGAGACGUGAUGGUAAACAGCUUUGCCAAGACUCUUCCAGGUUCUCCUACGGGCUUGUCUGUGUUAGUCAAGUUGUGGUAGGUACCAAGGGAUGGAUUCAGUGGGACCAUAACAUCAGAAGCCCUCUCCUGGCACCCCCAACUGCUGCUUUUCUGGAGAUUAAGUAAGGACCGUGUCCACUCCAGCUGGGACAGGGCUUCUGUCUAGUACUGUCCUCUGCCACUUAUCUCUUCUCCCUUUAUAAACUUUGUAAACUAAGUUAAGCACUAAUCGGUUAAGAGUAACUGUAAAAUCUCUUCCUGACCAUAUAUGUCUAUUUUUAAAUACCGGUAAAGCUUUUUAAUGGGCACCCAAGUGCACACUGCUCAUUUGUUUAUAUCUGGAAGCUCCCUGGAGGCUGACAUAGCACCUAAUGGCAUUCUGCCAUGCCGCAGCACUGGUAAAGACUGGAAUAAGCAGGCCAUCGUCGUACCUCUCACCAGAGUGGCCACUGGUCUCUUCCCCUGCAGCUCACCCUGAGCCUCCUGGGAACGAGAGCCAGAGAAGUUGCCUCUUCCAGGCUGACAAGCCAGCGUGCUGCCGAGGUUACUAGAAGUAAGCUCCUAAUUCCUGCUCAUUUCUGCUUCCCCAGAGUAUUGCUUCCUGUGUCCUAAAAAUGGGUCCCUGUGCCUUUCUAGUCCUACCAAGUCAAGCAAUGGGAGAUCCUGAGGGAGUGGGGACUUCACACUGGGGUUGUGGCCUGUAGUGUUGGAAGCCUUAGUUAUAUCACAUUAAGCCUAUAAUUACACUGAUUUCAUGUGAUUGCAUUUUGACAAGUGGCAAAUGUCAACAAUUUUUCCUCUUUUUUUUUUUUUUUGGUACAAAUGAUUAAACAUGGUCUUCCCUGUUUAUUUGGUGCAAUGAAGUAUAGCAUAUAACAUGGGGAUGGGUAAAUUAUCACCUUUAACAAGAUUAAUUUUUAAAUGUUUUUAUAUAUUUGGAAUUGUUUAAUUGGUUUUGCUGCAACAGAAUUUUACCCUUGAGAUACUAUUUGAAUGUUGGUUUGAAUAAAGGUUCUUGAAAUUGUUA
Messenger RNA from Jaculus jaculus (lesser Egyptian jerboa), 3854 nucleotides. RefSeq names its product pyridoxal dependent decarboxylase domain containing 1 (gene Pdxdc1). Gene Ontology annotation, biological process: carboxylic acid metabolic process. Gene Ontology annotation, molecular function: pyridoxal phosphate binding; carbon-carbon lyase activity. NCBI's taxonomy places the organism in Eukaryota, Metazoa, Chordata, Mammalia, Rodentia, Dipodidae. The record is from RefSeq and is a predicted model, not a curated record. Gene Ontology annotation, cellular component: intracellular membrane-bounded organelle. The transcript has 23 exons. The coding region runs from base 108 to 2444 and encodes 778 amino acids.